AUGGAACCGGGACCGAAAGUAGAAACUGGCGUAUUGCCUAAAAUCACAGAUGUGGAGUGGAAGUUGGAAGUUAUGACGAAUACUCCUGGAGUUGGUUCUGAAAACUUGUUAUAUACAGUUAUUUUGAAGACGGAUGAUGGUAAUGAUGUCCGCUUUACUUGUGGAAGUCAGCAGCUACAAGAUUUGGUCUAUAAACUCAAAGACUUAGUGCGACAUUGUGAAAAGAUGAAAAGUGAGCUAACCUAG
This is a messenger RNA of Spodoptera exigua (beet armyworm), 246 nucleotides long. NCBI's taxonomy places the organism in Eukaryota, Metazoa, Arthropoda, Insecta, Lepidoptera, Noctuidae. The record is from the annotation of a GenBank genome assembly.